AUGAAGACAAACGAAGUGGCAGAGGGAGAUUCUGUCACUCUACACACUGGUAUAAAUGAACCACAGAGAUAUGAGCAAAUACUCUGGAGUUUCGGACCUCGAGGCUCAGUCAUCGCUCAGAUUCCUGAAAGGACCAAUGAGACUUCAUUUCGGGAUGAGGAGAGUUUCAGAGACCGACUGCAGCUGGACAGUGAGACUGGAGAUCUGACCAUCAGAGACGUCAAAAUCACACAGUCAGGAGACUAUCAGCUGAAGCUUAUCAGCGCAAGAGAGACCAAAUCCAAAACAUUCAAGCUUAUUCUCUAUGUGGACUCGCUGCGAUUCUCGGAGGGAGAAAACGUCGCUCUAGACACCGGUGUUAGUGAACUAACAAGAAAGAGGGAGACUCCAUCACUCUUCAUACUGGUGUUCAUGAAAUACAGAAACAUGAUUGAUGAUGGGAGACUGAGAGACCGAGUACGGCUGGAUGAUCAGUCUGGAUCUCUGACCAUCAGCAACAGCAGAAGCACAGAUACAGGAGUUUAUCAGCUGCAGAUCACCAACAGCAAAGAGACCUUCUACAAGAGAUACAAUGUGUUUGUCGUGACUGGAAUCGCUGGAGUGUGUUACUCUCGCCGAAAGUAUUCUCGACUCAAGGAUGAAAUGAAGACAAACGAAGUGGCAGCUGUCACUCUUGUCACUCUACACACUGGUAUAAAUGAACCACAGAGAUAUGAGCAAAUACUCUGGAGUUUAGGCUCAGUCGGCUCAGUCAUCGCUCAGAUUCCUGAAAGGACCAAUGAGACUUCAUUUCGGGAUGAGGAGAGUUUCAGAGACCGACUGCAGCUGGACAGUGAGACUGGAGAUCUGACCAUCAGAGACGUCAAAAUCACACAGUCAGGAGACUAUCAGCUGAAGCUUAUCAGCGCAAGAGAGACCAAAUCCAAAACAUUCAAGCUUAUUCUCUAUGUGGACUCGCUGCGAUUCUCGGAGGGAGAAAACGUCGCUCUAGACACCGGUGUUAGUGAACUACAGAGGGAUGAUCAGAUUCUCUGGACGUUUGGAUCUGAAGACACUGUUAUAGCUAAAAGAGACAGAAACAUCAGUCAGACAGCCGAUGCUGAUGGGAGAUUCGGAGACAGACUGCAGAUGGAUGAUCAGACCGGAUCUCUCCGUAUCACGAACACCAAAAGCACAGACUCCGGAGUUUAUCAGCUACAAAUCAGCAGCAGAAAUAAAGUCUCAUAUAAGAAGUUUAGAGUUACAGUAUGGUUGGACACCGUAAAAGUGACAGCGGGAGACUCCGUCACUCUAAACACUGGAAUGACUGAACUAGAGGAGGACAGUAAGAUACUGUGGACACAUGGAGAUCAUGAAACUUGCAUUGCUAAAAUCAACAGAGCCACCAAUAAGACAUCAUUGUAUCGUGGUAACGAUGUGAGAUUCAGAGACAGACUGCAGCUGGAUCACCGGACCGGAUCUCUGACCAUCUGGAACAUCAGCAUCACACAUUCAGAUGUCUAUAAACUACAGAUCAGCAGCCGCAGAAGGAGCAAAUGCAAAAGAUUUGUGCUUAUUGUCGAUGAAAACACAGUGUCAGUGAUGGAGGGAGACCGAGCCGAACUGAACACUGAUGUUAGUGAGCUACAGAGAGACGCUCUGAUCCUGUGGAUGUUCGGCCCCAGAGACAGUCUCAUAGCUAAAGCUGACCUGGAGAACCGUAAGAUAUCUACAUAUGAUGGUGCUGGUGGACGAUUCAGAGACAGACUGGAGCUGGACCUUCAGACCAGAUCUCUGAGCAUCACAAGCACCACAAACACAGACUCUGGACUUUAUAAACUCAAGAUCAUCAGCAGCAGAGAGACCAGACACAAGCGAUUCAGAGUUACUGUCUGUGGGGACAGAGAGAGAGAGAUCAGUCGAGAAGACACUGUGGAAUCCUCUCAGAGAGAAAACACAGAGGACAUAGCAUUGCUUAAGAUCUACAGCGGCACUAGUGUUUGACAGUUAUAUAUACAGUAUAUACACACACACCACCAGU
Sinocyclocheilus rhinocerous is the source of this 2020-nucleotide messenger RNA. RefSeq lists its product as uncharacterized. Bases 1 to 1983 code for a protein of 660 amino acids. Lineage: Eukaryota; Metazoa; Chordata; Actinopteri; Cypriniformes; Cyprinidae. The transcript has 9 exons. The record is from RefSeq and is a predicted model, not a curated record.